AUGGCGAAUAAUCUGAAAUUCGUACAGAUCAAUUUGCGUAGGUCCAGGGCUGCGACGGGGGCUUUGUCAAAUCUAAUGGCAAAAUAUAAUAUGGAUGUAGCUCUGAUUCAAGAACCGUGGACGGUGAAUGAUAAAGUCAAGGGUUUAGGUAUGACUGGUACUGUUUUGAAUAGGUGUCCGAGUGGAAGGCCAAGAUCGUGCAUAGUACACACUAGUAGAAUCAAGCCAGUAUUGUUGUCACAAUUCAGUGGUAAAGACAUUACAGCGGUAAUUUUGGAGAGAAAUAAUAAUAAUUCUCGCUUGUCGAAAGUAGUAGUGGUUUCUUUAUAUAUGCCAUAUGAUGAAAGGGAUCCGAUAACAGUAUUACUAGACCUGCUGGUUGAUUGGUGUGCUCGACAAGGAGCGAGUAUGAUAAUAGGCGCUGAUGCGAAUGCUUGUCAUGUUUCAUGGGGGAGCUCGGUUACCAACGAUAGAGGUGUGAAAUUAAUGGAUUUUAUCAAUAAUAACGGCCUGAUCUGGUUGAACGAGGGAUCGACACCGACGUUUUCAAUGUCGGUGAGGGAGGAGGUGCUAGACGUGACGAUGGUAUCGAUGGAGAUUCGGUCUGCUCUCAGUAGUUGGAGAGUAUUGGAUGACCCGUCGUUGUCAGACCAUACGUUCAUCUCGUUCGUUCUGAAAGUCAGAGGCAUUCAAGCGAGUAGGAUUGUAAGUGAAAAGAAAUCGCUGAACGUGGAGCGAUUCAUGGAAAGUUUAGGAAACAAACUGACCGAUUCUCCUAGGGUGUAUGGUACCCCAGAUGAGAUUGAUGCGUACAUGGAAUUCAUUACUACGGCAAUAGUUGAGGCGGCCAGUGGGCCACUGACCCGAAAGUUGAAGGGUUAUCACAGUAAACUUCCUUGGUGGAACCUGAACUUACAACAAUUGAAUGAGAAAAGUAAGAGAUUAAGAAAGAAGGCCCGAAGAACAAAGAGAAUGAGUGACAAACGGAAAGCGCGUACAGCUGACCUGAAACUAGACAGAGAGAUACGGAAAGCAAAAAAGAAAUCGUGGAGAGAGUUUUGCAAAGGAUUGAAUAAGAUGCAAGACAUUGCUAGGAUAAACAAGAUCUUGGAAAGGGUGGAGCAGAACAAUUUAGGGUUGUUAAAAAGGGAAAAUGGCACCCUGACCAAUAAUAUUAAGGAAACGUUGGAACUUCUUAUCUCAGAACAUUUCCCAGGAGCGAUGAAUGAUUCGAACGAAGCCCUGACAAUGGGCGCUGCGUCAGAGGACGUCCUCUCUUCACGCGGCGCCAGACCUGAUUGGAGUUUGGCGUCAAAGAUAAUAUCAGAGGAAAAAAUCAGCUGGGCGAUUGGUACGUUCCUUCCGUAUAAAACACCAGGUCCUGAUGGGAUUCUACCCAAAUACCUGAAGGUUCGGACGAUCGUUAAUCUCGUCGCACUUGGCCAAGGUGAUGAGGGCAAGCCUAGUAAUUGGUCACGUGCCGGAUAUCUGGAGAAGAACGAAAAUAACGUUUAUACCAAAGCCUGGCAAGACAGACUACGCUACACCUAA
Messenger RNA from Ceratina calcarata, 1551 nucleotides. RefSeq lists its product as uncharacterized. The transcript has a single exon. Lineage: Eukaryota; Metazoa; Arthropoda; Insecta; Hymenoptera; Apidae. Bases 1 to 1551 code for a protein of 516 amino acids. The record is from RefSeq and is a predicted model, not a curated record. Gene Ontology annotation, molecular function: catalytic activity.